Aspergillus heteromorphus CBS 117.55 is the source of this 1161-nucleotide messenger RNA. RefSeq names its product endo-1,5-alpha-L-arabinosidase. Gene Ontology annotation, biological process: carbohydrate metabolic process. NCBI's taxonomy places the organism in Eukaryota, Fungi, Ascomycota, Eurotiomycetes, Eurotiales, Aspergillaceae. The transcript is spliced from 5 exons. The record is from RefSeq and is a predicted model, not a curated record. Gene Ontology annotation, molecular function: arabinan endo-1,5-alpha-L-arabinosidase activity. Bases 1 to 1161 code for a protein of 386 amino acids.
AUGCCCACCACUCAAUGGCCUCUCCUCCCCACCUUCUCCAUCACCCAGCCCGGUGACGAGCCCGGUCCCAUGCUCCCCCAACCCCGACCCUUCCUCCGCCGCAUCAUCCGAAGCAUCACACAUCCCCUUCCUCAACCCACCCCCCUACCCCCAACCCACAUCACCGACCUCCACAUCCACGACCCCAGCAUCAUCCACGACGCAACCACAAACACCUACUACGCAUACGGCUCCGGGCCCCGCAUCCCCAUCCACACCGCACCGUCGCUCUCCGGCCCGUGGACCCUCGCCGGCACCGUCCUCUCCCACGACAGCAAGCUGCCUCGAGGCGACACCAAAGCGCCCUGGGCGCCCACCACCAUCUCCCUCAACGGAGUCUACUACUGCUUCUACGCCACCAGCAACAGCGGCUGCCGGAACAGCGCCCUCGGCGUCGCGACCUCCUCGCACCCGGGCCCAGACCUAAACUCCGGCCCCAGCACAUGGACCGACCACGGCGCCCUCCCGCUCGGCAUCUCCGGCAUAGGGAUAACAACCUACCCCUUCGACCGCGCCAACGCCAUCGACAUCAGCGUGGUCAUCGACCACACGACCGACGGCACGGCGUACAUGUCCUUCGGGAGUUUCUGGACGGGCAUCUGGCAGAUCCCGCUGACGGGGGACUUUUUGGGGGCUGAUCCGCGGGUUGAAGAGGUGCGGCAUCUCGCGUUCGAGCCGACCGCCGUGCAUCCGCCAGCCAAGAAGGCGGAUGGCGUGUGUGGCGAUGCUACCGGGAUGCAUCCGAUUGAGGGGGCGUUUGUCUCGUUUCGCGAUCCGUGGUGGUAUCUCUGGUUUAGUUGGGGGAAGUGUUGCCAUUUUGAUCCGGAGAGGUUGCCGAGGGAGGGGAUGGAAUACAGCAUCCGCCUCGGCCGCUCGCUCUCCCCGCGCGGCCCCUUCCACGACAAACGAGGAAGAGAUCUGCUCAACGGCGGCGGAGAAACCAUCUACGCGUCCAACGACGAUGUCUAUGCGCCGGGCGGACAGGGCGUGUUGGCUGAUGAGGGGGGGAUGUACUUUAUUAUCAUUAUUGUGAUGAACAAAUCAAUCGGAUAUGGGUUUCAUGACGCGCGACUGGGCUUCAAUCCCCUAGUCUACGUUGACGGGUGGCCUGUUGCGCAAUGA